UUUUACGUAUUUGCAUCAUCACAAGGAAAUCUGUACUUGAGAAUGGGAGGUGGAAAGGAUAAACAUGCACACUAUCCUCCCGGAGGACAGUAUCCUCCGGGAGGGCAAUAUCCUCCAGGACAGUAUCCUCCAGCACCCGGAGCUCACCCUCCACAACCUGGAGCUUACCCUCCUCAACAAGGAUAUCCACAACAAGGUUAUCCUCCUGCACAAGGGUAUCCGCCUGCAAGAUAUCCUCCACAAGGAUAUCCGCCAGCAGGUUACCCUGGUCAACCUGCUCCACACCAUACUGGGCACGGCAUGAUGGCCGGAGUUGCAGCUGCUGGAGCUGCAGCCUAUGGUGCUCAUCACAUGGGACACGGCGGAGGCCAUUACCCUGUACCUGGUACUGCUCAUUAUGGACAUUAUGAUCAUGGAAAACAUGGAAAGCAUGGCAAGUUUAAGCAUGGCAAGGCACAAGGGAAAUACAAACAUGGCAAAUUUGGCAAGAAUCAUGGUGGCAAAUUCAAGAAGUGGAAGUAAAUUAACUAGUCAUAGGACUUCAACUAACUUCAUAUUUUGCUAGGUUCUACUCUUUUCUACUUAAAUAAGGCGUAAUGUUGUUCGUAAUAGCCAAAAAGGCAUUAGAAGUGCUUUUUCUUUUAAUUAUUGUUAUAUUUUUCACUUAGAGGGGAGUUUUAGCGCAUUUGUAAUAGUUGUUCUAGCGUGACCUGAAGGUCGGGGGUUCAAGCAGUGAACAUAACUAAAUAAUUUAAUUUCAAUUUAUUUUU
This is a messenger RNA of Nicotiana tabacum (common tobacco), 770 nucleotides long. RefSeq lists its product as uncharacterized. The record is from RefSeq and is a predicted model, not a curated record. NCBI's taxonomy places the organism in Eukaryota, Viridiplantae, Streptophyta, Magnoliopsida, Solanales, Solanaceae.